CCCGCAGCAGCUGCUGUCCCUGGUCUAGGCACCUCCUGCUCUCGCCAUGGCGCUGCACUGGGCCCUGGAAGCCCUGUGCCUCCUCCCACUGCUGAACCCUCAGAACCCAGCCUGCACCAAUGUCACAGCCAUGCCCAUCACCAGCGCCACGCUGGACUGGCUCAAUCGCAGGUGGUUUCUUGUCGCCUCUGCCUUACGGAAACCUGAGUACAAGCAGGGGGCUCAAGAUUUGCAGGCAGAGUUCUUCUACUUUGACACACACCCCAGGGAAAAUGCUGCAACCAUCAGGGAGCACAUGACCAUCGGGGACCACUGCAUCCAGAACUCGACCUUACUCACAGUGCAGAGGGAGAAUGGAACCUUGACCAAAGUUGUGAAUGAUAAGGUGUAUGUGGCCCACCUACUGCUCCUACGGGACCCCCAGAGCUUCAUGCUGGGCUUCCACCUGGAUGAUGCGCACAACCGCGGCCUGGUCUUCUACACUGACAAGCCAGAAGCGUCACCUGAGCAACUGCAGGACUUCCACGAGGCCAUUGAGUGUGUGGGCCUGAACACAUCAGAGAUCCUGUAUGUGGACUGGAAAAAGAACAAGUGUGAGCUGAAGCAGCAAGAGAAGACGAAGGGAGAGCAGGAGGCCUAGGAGGACAGCGCCUGGCGGCACCUCGGGCCUGGGGCUGUCUGCCCUCUGCCCUGUGUGACCCUGUGCCCCUGCCUUGUCUCCUCAUGAAUAAAGAUCUCACUGGGGACAGUCA
Messenger RNA from Octodon degus (degu), 752 nucleotides. RefSeq names its product alpha-1-acid glycoprotein-like. Gene Ontology annotation, biological process: regulation of immune system process. The record is from RefSeq and is a predicted model, not a curated record. The transcript is spliced from 6 exons. Lineage: Eukaryota; Metazoa; Chordata; Mammalia; Rodentia; Octodontidae. The coding region runs from base 47 to 640 and encodes 197 amino acids.